AUGACUCAGAAACAGAUAUCAGUAGCAUUUGUUUGCCUCGGAAACAUCUGUCGGUCGCCCAUGGCCGAAGCUGUCUUUGCUCACACAGUAAAGGCAAAAGGCCUAGAGGACCGCUUCUCGAAAAUCGACUCUUUCGGGACAGGGAACUGGCACAAGGGGGAGUCUCCUGACCCUCGCUCAGCGGCAACCUGCCGUAGCCACGGCGUCCCUGUGAACCACCGUGCCCAGCAAAUUAGAGCGCCCCAAUUCGAUGAGUUCGACUACAUCAUUUGCAUGGACGAGAUGAACCUCAGAAAUCUGAAAAGACUGAAACCUAGUGAUUCAAAAGCCGAGAUCUAUUUGUUUGGGCACUGGAACACUGCCGGAAAAUUCAGGGAGAUUGUCGACGACCCCUAUUAUGGUGGUGACGAAGGAUUCGAAUACAACUUCAAGCAAGUUCAGUACUUCAGUGAGCAAUUCCUUGAAAUGGAGCUCUAA
Messenger RNA from Lachancea thermotolerans CBS 6340, 477 nucleotides. RefSeq names its product tyrosine protein phosphatase LTP1 (gene LTP1). Gene Ontology annotation, biological process: protein dephosphorylation. Gene Ontology annotation, molecular function: non-membrane spanning protein tyrosine phosphatase activity; acid phosphatase activity. The transcript has a single exon. Lineage: Eukaryota; Fungi; Ascomycota; Saccharomycetes; Saccharomycetales; Saccharomycetaceae. The record is from RefSeq and is a predicted model, not a curated record. Gene Ontology annotation, cellular component: cytoplasm. Bases 1 to 477 code for a protein of 158 amino acids.